AUGCUUAUCUCGGGAAAGUCCCAUAACUUCAGUAUCACCAGCGGUCUCGGUACCCUCUUCAGCCCUGAUACCAUCUUCAUCGUCUACCCAGACGUUCAAUCCACCCUCGGAAACGUCAACUAUGACAACCUUGCCACCGGGUUUUGGGGCCCAUUUCCGGGUUCGAUUCGACAGCUUUCACUUGGAUCACGACCACAAGCCAUCGUCAUCACCAUCGCCGUCCUCAUCUCCACCAUCAACCUCCUCCUCGCAGUCAUCAGAUCCAUGUACUCAGAUAUCACUGCAACGACCUCGACUACGUUUAUUUCUACGACUAGUGCGCUUCAGUGCCCCUUAGACUAUAGCAACGACGAACAUUCCAGCUCCUCGAAUGGUCCUCACCGUCUCGACCCGGAUGACACCACCACCACCACCACUACUAGCAAACCCCCACCCAGUGUGACAGCACUAGGAUUAAGUCCGAGCCAGUGCGUUCUUCAGAUGGAUUCUGCUCGGACAUCAAUUACUUGGCCUUGGACUCCCGGGGGCGGGCUGGUUUUGAGAAAUGAUCUUGACGCGGCUGGCGUGACUACAUUUACCGAGGCGGCUAAGACCAAUUACAUGCAGGGCACCAGAACCAGCUUGUUACGCUGGCUGAGCUCAACGACUAAUGCGGUCAAUUGCGGUCCUUCAAUUGUCAGCUUUUCAGGACUGGAAUACCAAGCUGCCUUGGACGCCGCACCCGACGACACGAGCGAAGAACAUCAACGGAAACAACAGGCUAUGCCUAGUAUUGACCACGUAUUCGAAAAGAAUUGGCUUCUUAUGUUUUUCUGGAAUAUCAUCGACCCAAAUGCCCCGCCACUGUCCAGUGUACCUAGUCAAUUUCAUGUUAUCCGACAAAUCAAUUGCAUCGACCUUCACAACUUCUUUUUUGGGGUCCAUCGGUCGAGAAACACAAUGGGCGAGCUUUUCAAUGCUAUGCCUGGCGGUGACGCCAACUUCUUGAGCCUUGCAGUCUCCAAUCCAACCGACUUCACUCUGAGGUGCAACACUAUAUUGGCCGCAAAGUGGAGGAUUCGGCCGACUGAUGAUUUUGAUGGCGGGUACAGGAAAUUCCAAGAGUGCAUCACCUGGGUGCAAGACAUCUGGCUUGGGUUCGAGGCGCUUAACAGACCAGAUAUGGACAAUAUUUUGACCGAGACCCUGUGGCAAGUUUGGGAUGUUUUCAACAGGAAGAUAAUGGAGCAGGUUGCGCGGGAUGAGAACUUCGGUGCCGACAAGUUUCCUAUCGCGCAAAGAUUUACAGAGUACAUGAAAACACUGCAAUCCAACAUAAACACGGAGUCGAACAACAGAGUUCCGCAGCUCUUCAACACUCUUCAAACCGAUUUGAAUAUUUUACGCCCACUUGCUCUCCAUCCAGACCAGGUGGGCUUAUAUAAUGGAGUGGAGACCAAACUGAACUUUUUCCGCAGCUUCGCAAUGAACUCUGGCAAGUGGACGUGGGACUCUGAUCUUGGUAUGAACACAUAUCAUACUCCACCCUCCCCUCCAUCACCUGCGUCACCAACGUCCGAGUGCGGUGAAUUGUCCGGUAUAUCUACCUGCAGUGCCGCGGCGGCUACAGAUAGCACAAAGAUGACCUCCAUGUCCGCCACAGAGGUCACGCAUAGUCAACCGACACCCGUGCUGCAUGUGUGGAAGUUGGAAUGGGAUUGCACGCUUACAGGCAAUGUCAAUGCACCGUAUCGGUGGACACCAAUAGUCCACUAUCUUCAAGUGAACCACCAGGGCCGGGCUCUCGACUCCAUCACCGCAGUCAACUCCAUCAUCGCAGUCGACUCCAUCGUCGCAGUCAGCUCCAUCAUCGCAGUCGACUCCAUCACCGCAGUCAACUCCAUCAUCGCAGUCAGCUCCAUCACCCCAUUCAACUGCAUCGGCGUCGGAGCCGGCGCUACCGCCGCCUUCAGAUCAGUCGAUACUCUCCGCCCCUGCUGUCGUUACUACGGCUCCACUGACUCCUCCCGCUCUUUCUGGAUGCGUCAUUUGGGCCGGUAUCUCCACUACCUCCGGGACCUGUUCGUGAUCCUUUCGUGA
Messenger RNA from Diaporthe amygdali, 2079 nucleotides. RefSeq lists its product as uncharacterized. The record is from RefSeq and is a predicted model, not a curated record. The transcript is spliced from 7 exons. NCBI's taxonomy places the organism in Eukaryota, Fungi, Ascomycota, Sordariomycetes, Diaporthales, Diaporthaceae. The coding region runs from base 1 to 2079 and encodes 692 amino acids.